Molecule: messenger RNA, 542 nt
Organism: Gorilla gorilla gorilla (western lowland gorilla)
Lineage: Eukaryota; Metazoa; Chordata; Mammalia; Primates; Hominidae
Product: tyrosinase
Exons: 3
Coding region: 1-537 (178 amino acids)
Source: RefSeq, a predicted model, not a curated record
AUGAAUGAGUAUGUCAGAUUGGCAGAAUAUUUAUCAUAUGGUCAUACUCUAACUUUAGAAAAAGCCGAGAAACAAAAGUUUAAGUAUCUAAACCAUUGUCAUUGGAGUCUGAAUAACCCUUUCCUCUGCAGUAUUUUUGAGCAGUGGCUCCGAAGGCACCGUCCUCUUCAAGAAGUUUAUCCGGAAGCCAAUGCACCCAUUGGACAUAACCGGGAAUCCUACAUGGUUCCUUUUAUACCACUGUACAGAAACAGUGAUUUCUUUAUUUCAUCCAAAGAUCUGGGCUAUGACUAUAGCUAUCUACAAGAUUCAGACCCAGACUCUUUUCAAGACUACAUUAAGUCCUAUUUGGAACAAGCAAGUCGGAUCUGGUCAUGGCUCCUUGGGGCGGCCAUGGUAGGGGCCGUCCUCACUGCCCUGCUGGCAGGGCUUGUGAGCUUGCUGUGUCGUCACAAGAGAAAGCAGCUUCCUGAAGAAAAGCAGCCACUCCUCAUGGAGAAAGAGGAUUACCACAGUUUGUAUCAGAGCCAUUUAUAAAAGGC